Odontomachus brunneus is the source of this 8828-nucleotide messenger RNA. Its product is annotated as nephrin-like. Gene Ontology annotation, molecular function: protein binding. The record is from RefSeq and is a predicted model, not a curated record. The coding region runs from base 2481 to 4847 and encodes 788 amino acids. The transcript is spliced from 16 exons. Lineage: Eukaryota; Metazoa; Arthropoda; Insecta; Hymenoptera; Formicidae.
UUCACGGCGUCGGGGAACGCUAAACUAUUAAAAUCAUCGAGUCUCAACGCGACGUGACGCACCGCGCCGAGCGUCAAAGAGCAACUAGGCGUCUGAAUGAACGAAAUUCCGUUGCGGAGCGUCUCAAUGUUUGUGUACGCGUCGAGGGUAAACACAGCGCGCGCGACAUUUUUUGCACGCGCCGCGAGCAACCGCCGUGUGCCGUCUCGUACCAGUCGCGCGGUAAAUCGCGCGUAGUAAGUGUCGUUUAUGUAGUCGGCCCGUCUUUGACGCUGAAUGUUACGUGUGAGUAAUUAUUCGGGAAUGUCGAUCGAAGUGUAAUCGCGACGAAGAUAUUCUUUCGUCAUGUAAUCGUAAUUACUUUCGAACGCGCGAUCGCGAUCUGUGUUACCGGCCGGCCUUAUUAAGUGUCGCGCGAUAGAUCGUGGAUAGUAUCUACUUCCCAAAGCUGGUAAAUCGUUGUCGAAACACGUCAAAAAGUUACGCGAUAGUACCGGGCUGUGCCGUUUGUGGCAUCGAAUUCACGAUUCGUGUUGCGAGUUACGUGGAAUUUAAGGACGCAAGUGAGGUUAUGUCGCCUGCGAUGUAGUGGGGUUCCCCGCUGCUCUCACAGUCGUCUCAGAUUCUCGCUACUUUGCACUGUUUCGUAGAGCGAGUGUAUCGUAUGAACAUGUGAGAAACUGAUAUUAAUUUCGCGAUGGACGGGAGUUUUAAAACUGUCGAGUCUGAAUGCAUCGCCGUCACGCGUGAAAGGAGAGGAUACAUAUGCUCUCCGCGAGAGACAAUCCGAACGUGUCGUUCGUAUACAAGUCGAGAAUAAACAGUGUGCGUAGUGCAGCGUUGUUUUUUGUACAUGCCGCGAGCGAGUGCCGUGUCGCCUCAUGCAAGUUGCGCAAUAAAUCGCGCGUAGUCGGCCCGUCUCUGUCUGAUUUUACAUCUGAAUAAUUCGAGAGUGCGAAUAAUUAUUCGAGAGUGCGGAUGAUCGACGAAGACGCUUUCUCACGGUGUAACGCAACUAUUUUCGAACGCAUGAUCACGAUUCGUGUUACUGGCCGGCGUCGUUAGGUGUCGUGGAUCUGGGAUAGGGUUCAUUCGCUGUCAAGUGGUCGUCCGAUUGCGUCGGAAACGCGAUAGUACUCGGGUUGUGUCGCUUGCGUGUCAUCGGAUUCGCGAUUUGUCCUGUGAGUUAUUUGGGAUUAACGUAACGCAAGAGAUUGUGUCGCAAUGCGUACUGUGUACUGUCGUCACUUAUUCUUAGCGUCAUCUUAGACCCGGGCCAGCUCGCAUCGCGUCGGAGUAUCGUAUCCGGGCCAGCUCGCAUCGCGUCGGAGUAUCGCGUGAGUAUAUUGCAAUAAUAUACGAGUGGCUGUGAGUGUUGCUACGCAGCGCACGAGACACGUAAAGUAUUAAAAUUAUGAAAUCUCAAUAUAUCGUACGACAUCGCGCGUGAAAAGAGAGGGAUUAUGUAUAGUCACCGUGAAACAAGCGCGGACGUGCCGCAAUACGCAGAUUGCGGGGAGGAAGCGCGCGCCAUCUUCGUAACGUCAUAUUUUGAAUUCGCUGUUAUCUUAGUACCGCUGCUGUCUUAUUCGCGCCACUUUGGUCGUAGAUCGUACGUAGUACGCGUACUUCGCGUUGUCCGUCCGUCUAAUGGUGGAUUUUGCGCACGGAUGAGUAUUCGGAAGUGUCGAUUGGAAGGCAUCGAGUGAUCGCGACUAACUCGCGAUUAUCAUGGGGUAAUUGUAGCGUGAUCGCGCGACUAUAAUCCGCGUUAUCGAGUAUCGUUGUGUACGCGUCGCGCAAUGAAACGUCGGCAGCGUCCAUUCAUCUGGCCGUCGAUCGUUUGGACGCGCUGCGAAGGUACGCGAAAUCGUGCUGUUUCGUGUAUGAUAUUCGAUUGGCGCUUUAGUGCACGCUUUAUGCGACACGUACGCGCAUAACGAACGCACGAGCGGGAGUGACUUUUAUUUUCGGGGCGAACGCCGCGGUCCACAGCAAAAUGGCCGAGGCAUUUUUCAGCUUCGCUUAUUAAUCGCGCGCAUAAUGUCGAGUGGAGCGGGUCGGUCGAUUGUUGCUCGCCCGCGAACGUGCCGAUAAUUUGUCGUCCCGUUUACGGUAUUUGCUCCGGUGAUUUUCGGCGAUUUUAUAGUUGCAUAUCACAGCAUUCGUGUACGGUGUCCUGUUAUUGUCUGCUCGCGAUCGCAAAUAAAUCGUCGGCGUGUUUCCCACUCUCGCUCACCCGCUUAUUACGCGCUGAUCGUAAUCACCGGGAGUGCGUUAAAAUCAUAAUACCGGGAGUGCGACGGAGCUGUCUCUGGAGGAGUCGAGGGCCAUCAGACAACCACCGAUGCGGAAAAUGGAGCAACCGAGAGGUAGAGAUAGAAAGAGACAAAGUUCCGCUGGUGAACAUCAGCGUGGUGGAGGGAAGGCCCGCCGAAUUACCGUGCGACAUAACUCCUCCCGGCGAAGACACACUGCACAUGGUCUUCUGGUUUAAGGACGAAGCCGGAGUACCGCUGUACACAAUCGACGCGCGAGAGAAGCCAGUGACCAAGGCGCAGCAUUCGUCAGACUCCGGCGUUUUCGGACCGCGCGCGUUCUUCCGCACGGCCUUCCCGAGCCCGGCGGUUCUGGUGAUUGACGACAUAAAGCGGCACGACGCGGCCACGUACAGAUGCAGGGUGGACUUCCGGCAGGGUCAGACGCGCAGCUUCCGCUACAACCUGACCGUGAUCGUUCCACCGGAACAGCCAACCAUUCUGGAUCGAUGGGGUCGCAUCUUGAACGGCACAGCUGGCCCUUAUGAGGAAGGCGAUACACCGUAUCUCACGUGUCGCGUCACGGGCGGCAAACCGCAGCCCAUGGUCAGAUGGCUCAAAAACGGUCGGGUGAAAGACGAGGAGUACGAAAAUAAUGCUGGCGAUGUGAUCGAGAAUAGAUUAACGCUGCAACCCAUCACCCGGUCCGAUCUGGGUUCAAAUUUUACCUGUCAAGCGCGCAACACGGACUUGGUGGAUGCGAAGGAAACGUCGAUUUCCUUGGACCUUAAUCUGAAACCCCUGACCGUGAUCAUAAGGCGGCCGGGGAGGAAAGGGACCGGCAACGAGUCGCUGUUGGCGGGCAAGCGAUACGACAUGGAGUGCGAGACCACUGGUUCAAGGCCACCCGCGGUGAUAACCUGGUACAAAGGCCGCAGAAGACAGCUGAAGCACACGACGGAGGAGAGAUCGGAAAAUCGAACCGUCAGCACAGUGGAGUUCGAGCCGGGCGUGGAGGAUCAUGGGAAAUCUAUCACCUGCCGAGCGGAGAAUCCAAACGUGACCGGACUCUUCGUCGAGAAGUCUUGGAAGAUCGACGUCGUGUAUCCGCCGAUAGUAUCGUUAAACCUCGGAUCGACCUUAAGCCCAGAGGACAUCAAGGAAGGGGAUGACGUGUACUUCGAGUGUCAUAUUAGGGCCAAUCCACCUUGGUCUAAGCUCAUCUGGAUACACGACAACCAAAUACUAGCGCACAACACGUCGGCGAGGAUCAUUUGGUCGAAUCAGAGCCUCGUCCUGCAGAGCGUGACAAGAAGCAGCGCCGGUCGCUACGUCUGUGCCGCGACGAACGCGCUCAACGAGACGCGCAGUGAGCCGCUGCACUUUCGAGUCAAAUUCGCGCCGGUGUGUAAGGACGACCGGAUCGUGGUAGUAGGUGCAUCGAGGGGCGAAUCGCUCGACAUCGCCUGUAGGGUCGAGGCCGAUCCGCCGGCACACAAUUUCCGCUGGAAAUUCAACAACAGCGGCGAGACUCUGGAGGUAGCACCUGGUAGGUUCUCCAUAGAGAAGUCGAGCGGCGUCAGCGUGCUGAGAUACACGCCGACCACCGAGCUGGAUUACGGUACCCUCUCGUGCUGGGCGGACAAUCUCGUCGGUACUCAGUCGAGACCGUGUCUCUUCCAGCUGGUAGCAGCCGGCAAGCCAUUCCCGGUGCGCAACUGCACUCUGGCGAACCAGACGUACACCAGCGUGGAGGUCAAAUGCGUGCCGGGAUACGACGGCGGGCUGCCGCAGAAAUUCGUUCUGGAGGUUUAUCACGGCGACAUCGACUUCCUCCCCAGCAGCCAGCCUCUCUACAAUGUCUCCAACCCGGACGAGCCGAGCUUCGCCCUCGCCGGGCUCGAGGCGUCAGUCGAGGCCGGCGUCCACGUAGCGGUCUACGCCGUCAACGCCAAGGGUCGCAGCCAGCCGGUCAUCCUCAGCGAGGUCACUUAUCGCGACGCUGAGAAGCAUACCGGUCAAGACGCCAACAUUGUGCUGUCACCCUUGAUAGGUGUGGUGGUCGGUGCUCUCGUGACCUUGGUCCUCAUCAUCCUGGUUGUAGUGGUGCGAGUACGUCGGGAGCGCGUGGCGAAACCGCGGCACGAGAAGCCGGCGGAACUCAGCGAGUUGCCGCCCCAACAAUACCCCUUGCAGAAUCCGCAGCAGACCGUAGAGACUGAUCCCGACGUGAUCCCGAACAAGUUCGAGGGUAACCUCGUGGAGGUCAGCCCGCCGAGUUACCCGGGCGGUUAUCCCCCAGAGCACUGGGUCACGCCCGGGCCCACGCCGAGCAUAGACGAGCUCUGCCACAAGUUCGCGGGCAGGCCGACGGAGCUGAGGUUACCAUCGAGAAGCACGAUACCGAGUCUGCCGGGGAUGCCGGUGACGGGGGUAAUGAUGGGCGCCGGACAGGGCGUCGUCAUCGGCGGUACUCAGGGUGUCGUCGUGGGCGGCGGACAGGGCGUCGUCGUGGCGGGCGAGUGCCUCGACGGCGAGGCGAUCAAGCGGAGACUGAUGGCGAACAGGCUACCGGAGAGCUGCGUCUAGAGAAGAUCGACUCGUGCCGCGGGUGACGCGGUGCCGCGAUCGUCGCCGCGAACAGUCGCAGCUUAGACCUUACGGCGACACUCGAGGGACUCGCACGACGUCGCGAUCGUCGCGUGCGGCCGUCGCGUGGAGGUCGCGAGACUCACGACGGCCAGACCUCGACGAGGGACUCGAGAGAGCACACGAGAAUCGUCGCGUGUUCGAGAGAGCGACUUUCCAUGAGUAUCGUGACGGCUGUCUGUCGGCUUCUCGAGUCGCCGAGUGCCACCCGUGACACGAAGUUCGCCAGCGUCUCGCGCGAUCGAGACGCUCGGUGAGAAAGCGCGGGAAUGUUGGUUUGUAACGGCAGCUGCGGUCGGCAAGACGCCGGAUCACGCGUUGGACUUACUGCGUGACCUCGCGGUCUUGGCGCGGGACCGAUUUCGCGCGCGAAUUGCCAUCGGAAUCGGGAGCGACUCCGCGCGGUCUGAAACGACGCCGCGAGACAUGGCGCGUGACAUUCGCGCGGGGACGGCUUGCGGAGCAGUUCGCGAGACUAGAAACAUCGUCCGACGCGAUUGUUUCUCGAAAUACGAUCGCCGUGCGCCAGUUCUUCUCCUCCGGGAGCGCGGAGAACAGCGGAAGUAUGCGGGCGAAGUUAGCAGGCAACUUCGCAAAGUUCAUCGCCUCGGCGGGCACCCGCCAAGUUCCCACAUUCCGUUUUCGGCCGUCGACCCAACUCCCCGUCUCUUUGCCCCCUUUUUAACUUCGCACGCGAAUGAUCUCCGACGGCGGUGUCUUCUCGGAUAUUUCUACGAGUUCGCAUUCAUCCCUCUUCAUCCUCUCUCUCCUUUCUCUUUCCCUCGACAAGCACGGGAAACUGAAUUGUGAGUUACGGAAUGCCGCUUAGAUUAAACGCCGAAUUUCAAGUGCGUUUGCGGGGGACGACGUUUUUUCCGUCGAGGGACUACUUCGCGUGUCGCGCGGUCAUCGACGGAAAAGCACUUCGAGACCUGUCUGUUUUUUUUUCUGGGCAUUUCCUCCCCUUCAGUUUUUGCCAAAUUUAAAUUCAUGUGCACUCAAUUCCGCGGAUGCCUUAUCAUUCGACAGUUACCAAAAGUUCUCAACCAGCCACAUUCUAGCUACACGUUUCUCGUCACUGUUAAUUAAAUCCGCGAGACAGAUCGACCCUAUCUACCAAGAUUCGGUGCCCGUACGUCUCCGGCGUCACAUUAUCAAUCUCUCUCUGAUUACCACUGCACUUCUAAUUUCCGACUAAUAAAUUCAACGAACGUCCGAUUCUACUGCUAAAUAUUUGAACGAGUCGACGGUAAUAGCAAACGUAAGAGACAUCGCGGCACGUCGCGACAAGUACCGGUUGAGUAUAUCGAGAAACGAGCAGAAGACUACUUUCCGAUAACGUACCUGUGAUACGUCCCGUCGAUCGCGCAUCGCUAUUAUCGACACUCCCGACACUUGCUUCCACACGAGACCACUCACUUUCUACCGACGAAAUACGCGCAAAACGCGGAGCGAUGUCGAUCGAUGCGUUAAUGGCGGCCAUUCGACGUAAAAAGAUCGAGGACGCGCGCACCGCGAACGUGUCGUCGUUCUACAACUACACGCUCUAUACAUCCCUCUUUCUUUACUCUCUCUCUCUCUUUCUCUCUCGCCAACAGACCGACGCCACUGCUCGAGAUUCGACGUCGCGUAUGUCUCUGGCGUCAUUUCAUCUUUUUCUCUGAAUCGAAUAUCAUUGAAUUUCUAAUCGCCAAUCAAUCAAUCCGACGAUCGUCCGAUUCUAUUACUACGCGAGCGAGUCGACGGUAACGGCAAGCGUAAGAGACAAGCGCCGGAUAUAUAUAUACAAAAACAAGCAAAUUACGUUUUAAUAACGUACCUUCCAUACAUCCAAACGAUCGCACAUCGCUAUUGUCGGCACUCCCGAUACUUAUUUGCGCGCGAGAUUCACUUUCGACCGAGAAAAGUUGCGUAAAACGCGAAGUGAUGUCGAUCGAUGUGUCAGUGGCGGCUGCUCGGCGCGAAAAGAUCGAAAUCCAAGAUGUCCGCGCGAUUGAAGCUGUCGCCUCGUACAAAAGCGCCAUCUGCAUGGUUGAUACCGUACUACUGUUCGAUACGAUUAUCGAUAGAUGUAUCCUCGAUAGAUCAAAUUGAAAUAUUUUCGGCCAGUUGUAUUCGUUUCUAGCUGCGCGUUUCUCAUUACUGUCAAUUAAUCCAGAAAGAACGUUUUCACGCUUUCUGAAUUAAUCGAUAGAAUCGUGAAAAAUAUGCAGGUAGAUAGGAAUACGUGUUGGCCGCAAACUUUUAGCGACUGUUGAUGAUAAGACAUCCGCCUUAAACAGAGUGAAUAGGACAUCCUACGAAAUUUGCGAUCACUUUGCCAAUAAUAUGAUAUAGAUUUUUGCGUCUUGUCGGCAUCUUCCCUCAUCCUUCCUUUAUGGCUCAUAUUCCUCGUUCUUUUUUUCUUUUAUGGGGAGUGAAACGCGAUUACUAUUCGCCUCCCGCGCGAACUUGACUCGCAUCUCGCGGCGUCCUUAAAUAAAUCGGAAUCGUAGCAACGAGGCGUCGAUCCGGAAGCAUCAGGCCGUGAAACACGAGGAAAGAUAAAAGGCUCUCGAACGAACCCCUUUUCCGAUGGCUCGAAUGAAGACGAAUGGAGGAACCGCGCGAAAAUAUACCGGGAAUAAGAGGGGGUGACGAGCGCGAGGAGGAGACGAGGAAGAAACGCGGAAUGAAAGGAAGAAAGAGAAUGCUCGAUGCCACUUUGGCGUGUAGUUUGAAGGCGUGAAAUGCGGUUUUAAGGUUGAACGAUCGGCUUCGAUAUCGCGGUAAAGGGGGAGGAAAAAAGAGAAAAACAGACAGAGAGAGCAGGGGGAAAGAGGAGAAGAAACGAAGCAUCGAUAUUCCGUUUAAAUCACAGAUUCGAUAUUUUUGAGGCGCAACUUUCGCACGCGAUAUCGGCGAUAUCGAACGAUAUCCGCGCUAUUUACGCUCGCAGGCUAUCGAACGUGGCAAACGAUAUUAUAAAAUUUCGGAGACAUACUCUCCUUUUAUGCAAACGCGUCGACGAGUCAUCGAACGCAUGUCGAAUCUCCAAGACAGACGGACGGAUAGACAGGUGGACCGUCACCGUGUCUCUGCCGCGUAUCGUUACAGUCUCGAGUAAACGAACAACUAAAAUAAAUUAACGAACGGUUCAGCGAUGAGACCAUAUCCAUAUCUCCACUGCCAUGUCUCGGGAGGGACGAAUAUAUUCGCGAACAUUCGCCGAGCCGGAGUGUGACGGACAAAGUGAAACGAUUCAACCGUGUCCAGACGCGCGUUACUCUAUUGGUAUAAUAUGUAAUUGUGAUAGAGCAUUUAUAAAUUUUUCUACCGCUGACAAUGAGUUUUUCUGUACUCCCGCGAACGUCGAAUAAUCUCGCUCGCGCGGACUAGCGUGAGAAACUCGAACAUUCCCGAUGAUACUGCAGAGCAUAUCCUCACUGGGUGCGUGUUGUGCGCGCACGUGUGUGUGUGUAAAUAUAUACAUAGUUUUAACGGGUUCCCCGUGAAAUCGUUGUCACCGUUACUUCGCGCGAUUUUAUUCGAGAAAGAGAGGAGAGAGAGAGAGAGAGAGAGAGAGAUAGAAAGAGAAAAUAGCGAGGAAAUAGCGAGGAUGAGGAGAUGAGGAGGAGCACGGUGCGACGUCCGCGGAUCUCUACGCCCGCGUGAAGCGAAACUUCACUCUGUAAGGUUGCAAAAACUGGUCUUCCACGUGACACUUCGUGCAACGAAGUCAUGAAACUUCUACGGCGAGAAUAGAACUAACGAAUCGGCGUAUCCCUCUAAUGGAAUGGAGUAACGUGAACUUUGUUCGCGAAAAAGUUCGCGCGCUUCGAAUGAUCGAUAGGCGUAAAAAAAAAGGAAUACGAGUGGCGUGGGCAGAAGGCGCGAGAGAAAGUGAAAGAAUGAGAGUAAACGAAUGAAAGAACGAAUGAA